AUGGAUCAGGGUCCAGUGUUGAGCCCAUCACCAGACGACGGGCAACUCGAGCCAUCAAUCACAAUGCAUCCUUAUCCAGCAACUGUAAUCGCAUUCAUAUUUAUCCUCAUCAUUGUGUCUCUCUUCAUCUCUAUCCUGCGUCAACUUCUUGAACGACGUCUGUCCCAGCGCCGCGGAUGGUUUCUCAACACCACAUACCCACCACCUUCUCCAGCAGCAUCUUCAUCAGGUGGCAGUAGCAGGAGAAGCAAAAAGGCGAAAGAACAAAAGACUCGACCUAUAUCCGAACGCGAGAUUGAGUCUCGGCAGUUUCUGUUUUCAGAUGCUGCUGAUCGAACAGAGCGAGUCCCGCUUCGAAAACCAGAUGAGCGAGGUUCGCUAUAUGAUACUUUUCAGUUACCUGGUCCACACGCCUCCAAGUUAAAGCCCGCGCGAUCAAUGAUGGAGUUGAACGGAGGAAGUCGGCUAGAAGACACAUGCUCCAACGCCUGGUCUGCCAACCCUGAAACAAGAUAUCGGUAA
This is a messenger RNA of Fusarium graminearum PH-1, 522 nucleotides long. RefSeq lists its product as uncharacterized. NCBI's taxonomy places the organism in Eukaryota, Fungi, Ascomycota, Sordariomycetes, Hypocreales, Nectriaceae. The record is from RefSeq and is a predicted model, not a curated record. Bases 1 to 522 code for a protein of 173 amino acids. The transcript is spliced from 3 exons.